AUGGAUCAGACCUGUGAACUACCCAGAAGAAAUUGUCUGCUGCCUUUUUCCAAUCCAGUGAAUUUAGAUGCCCCAGAAGACAAGGAUAGCCCUUUCGGUAAUGGUCAAUCCAAUUUUUCUGAGCCACUUAAUGGGUGUACUAUGCAGUUACCGACUGCCAGUGGAACAUCCCAAAAUGCUUAUGGACAAGAUUCUCCAUCUUGUUACAUUCCACUGCGGAGACUACAGGAUUUGGCCUCCAUGAUCAAUGUAGAAUAUUUAAAUGGGUCUGCUGAUGGAUCAGAAUCCUUUCAAGACCCUGAAAAAAGUGAUUCAAGAGCUCAGUCGCCAGUUGUUUGCACUUCCUUGAGUCCCGGUGGUCCAACAGCACUUCCUAUGAAACAGGAACCCUCUUGUAAUAACUCCCCUGAACUCCAGGUAAAAGUAACAAAGACUAUCAAGAAUGGUUUUCUGCACUUUGAGAAUUUUACUUGUGUGGACGAUGCAGAUGUAGAUUCUGAAAUGGACCCAGAACAGCCAGUCACAGAGGAUGAGAGUAUAGAGGAGAUCAUUGAGGAAACUCAGACCAAUGCCUCCUGCAAUUAUGAGCCUAAAUCAGAGAAUGGUGUAGAAGUGGCCGUGGGAAGUGACCAAGACAGCACAUCAGAGAGUAGACCCGGUGCAGUCAAAUCACCAUUCUUGCCAUUAGCUCCUCAAACUGAAACGCAGAAAAAUAAGCAAAGAAAUGAAGUGGACGGCAGCAGUGAAAAUACAGCCCUUCUCCCUGCCCCCUUUUCACUAGGAGAUACAAACGUUUCCGUAGAAGAGCAAUUAAACUCAAUAAAUUUAUCUUUUCAGGAUGAUCCAGAAUCCAGUACCAGUACAUUAGGAAACAUGCUAGAAUUACCUGGAACUUCAUCAUCAUCUACUUCACAGGAGUUGCCAUUUUGUCAACCCAAGAAAAAGUCUGCACCAUUGAAGUAUGAAGUUGGAGAUCUCAUCUGGGCAAAGUUCAAGAGACGUCCAUGGUGGCCUUGCAGGAUUUGUUCUGAUCCAUUGAUUAACACACAUUCAAAAAUGAAAGUUUCCAACCGGAGACCCUAUCGGCAGUACUAUGUGGAAGCUUUUGGAGACCCUUCUGAGAGAGCCUGGGUGGCUGGAAAAGCAAUAGUCAUGUUUGAAGGCAGACAUCAAUUUGAAGAGCUACCUGUCCUUAGGAGAAGAGGAAAGCAAAAAGAAAAAGGUUAUAGACAUAAGGUUCCUCAGAAAAUUUUGAGUAAAUGGGAAGCUAGUGUUGGUCUUGCUGAACAGUAUGACGUUCCCAAAGGAUCAAAGAACCGUUGUGUUGGAAGUUCAAUUAAGCUGGACAGUGAGGAGGAUAUGCCAUUUGAAGACUGUACAAAUGAUCCUGAAUCAGAACAUGAUCUGUUGCUUAACGGCUGUUUGAAUUCUCUGGCUUUUGACUCUGAACAUUCUGCAGAUGAGAAGGAGAAGCCGAGUGCUAAGUCGCGCGUCAGAAAGAGCUCUGUUAACCCAAAAAGGACUAGUGUGAAAAAGAGCCACGUGCAAUAUGAAGCACAUCAGGAAGAACGAAGGGCAAAGAUUCCAGAGAACCUUAACCUAAACUUUAGUUCUGGGGAUAUAUCUGAUAAGCAGGCUUCUAGUGAACUUUCCAGGAUAGCCAACAGCCUAACAGGGUCCAAUACAACACCAAGAAAUUUCUUAUUUUCUCCUUGUGGCAAAAACACUGCAGAGAAGGAAUUGGAGACUUCAAAUUGUGACUCUUUACUGGGCUUAUCUGAGGAUCACUUGAUCUCUAAGUGUUCUGGAGAGAAGAAGAAACCCCAAAGAGGGCUGGUUUGCAAUUCAAAGGGACAGCUCUGCUAUAUUGAAGCAGGUGAUGAGGAAAAGCGAAGUGAUUCCAUUAGUAUUGGUACCACUUCUGAUGAUGGAAGCAGUGAUCUGGAUCUUAUAGACCAUAGCUCUGAGUCUGAUAAUAGUGUCCUUGAAAUUACAGAUGCUUUUGAUACAACAGAGAGUAUAUUACCCAUACAGAAAAGUGAAAAAAUGAAGUAUUCUAGAUUUCCUACCACAAACACUAGAGUAAAAGCAAAGCAGAAGUCCUCUGUUACCAGUGCACAUACAGACCACUUAAUGGAUUCUCCUAAGACAGCAGAGCCUGGAACUGAGACACCUCAGGUUAAUCUCUCUGAUCUUAAGACAUCUUCCCUUACAUGCAAGCCCCCAUCAGACUUAAGAAAUGAUAUUCUUUCUACAAAAUUUAACUCAUCAAGUAUUUCCAAUGAGAACUCACUAAUAAAAGGUGGAGCUCCAAAUCAAGUUUUGUUACAUUCAAAAAGCAAACAGCCCAAGGUUGGAAGUAUAAAAUGCAAACACAAAGAAAAUCCACUUGUGAGAGAACCUCCUGUGACUAAUGAGGACUUCAGCUUGAAAUGUUGCUCUUCUGAUAUUAAAUGUUCUCCUUUGGCCAAUGUUUCUAAAAGUGGGAAAGUAGAUGGGCUAAAACUAUUGAGCAACAUGCAUGAGAAAACCCGGGACUCGAAUGAUAUAGAAACAGCAGUUGUAAAACAUGUUUUGUCUGAGUUAAAGGAGCUUUCCUAUAGAACCUUAAGUGAUGAUAUCAGUGACUCUGGAACAGCAAAGCCAUCAAAACCAUUACUUUUUUCUUCUGCUUCUGGCCAGAAUCAUAUACCUAUUGAACCAGACUACAAAUUCAGUACAUUGCUGAUGAUGUUGAAAGAUAUGCACGAUAGUAAGACCAAGGAGCAACGAUUGAUGACUUCGCAAAACUUGGUGUCUUAUCGAAGUCCUGGUCUUGGUGAUUGUUCUACGAGUAAUCCUUCAGGGGUGUCUAAGGUUUUGGUUUCAGGAGGUGCCACCCACAAUUCAGAAAAAAAUGGAGAUGGUACUCAGGACUCAACCCGUCCAAGCCCAAAUGGGGGCAAAAAUGUACAGUCUGGGGAGUUAUCUACCUCCUUACCUAGCUUAGUGUCUCACAGAAGAGACCUCUCUGCUUCUGGCAAAAGUCGUUCAAAUUGUGUUACUCGGCGCAACUGUGGGCGAUCAAAGCCUCCAUCUAAAUUGCAGGAUGGUUUUUCAGUCCCAUUUGGAAAGAACACGUUGAACCGGAAAGCCUUAAAGAUAGAGCGCAAAAGAAAACUGAACCGUCUUCCAGGUGUGACUCUUGAGGUUGCACUGCAGGGGGAUAAAGAGAGUGAAGGAAGCUCAAUGAUUGUCUCUUUGCAGGGAAGGGAGAAAGACUCUGGUAAAGAAGAGCUCCUUCCUCUGAAAGCCCAUGUAACAGGUGGAGAGUCAGCCCAUUUUUCUGAUGUUCAUUUUGAUAACAAGGUCAAACAGUCUGAGCCUGAUAAAAUUCCUGAAAAAGAUCCUUCGUUGGAAAACAGGAAAAAUCCAGAACUUGAUUCUAAAAUGAGUAAUGAGAAUAAUGAACACAAUGGCGUACAUCAAGUGGUGCCCAAAAAGCGGUGGCAGCGUUUAAACCAAAGGCGCACUAAACCUCGUAAGCGCACUAACAGAUUUAGGGAGAAAGAAAACUCAGAGGGUGCCUUUGGGAUUUUACUUCCUGGUGAUCCAGUGCAAAAGGGAGAUGAUCCACCUGAGCACAGACCUCCUACUUCCGCAAAUGUCCUAGAGGAUACUCUGACAGAUCCGAAUUGUGCAGGCUGCUUAGAUUCAGCUGCACCACAGUUGAAUGUUUGUGAUAAAACCAGUGCCAGCAUAGAGGAGAUGGAAAAGGAGCCAGGAAUUCCCAGUUUGACUCCCCAGCCUGAGCUCUUAGAACCAGCUGUGAGAUCAGAGAAGAAACGCCUUAGAAAGCCAAGCAAGUGGCUUUUGGAAUACACAGAAGAGUAUGAUCAGAUAUUUGCUCCCAAGAAAAAACAAAAGAAGGCUCAAGAACACCUACACAAGGUUACUUCACGCUGUGAAGAGGAAAACUUUAUAGCCCGAUGUCAGUCCAGUGCUCAGAAUAAGCAGAUAGAAGAGAAUUCUUUGAAUUCAGCCAAAGAAGAACCUCCAGUUCUUGAGAGGGAGCCUCCAUUUUUGGAAGGACCUUUGACUCAGUCAGAUCUUGGAGGUGGACAUGCUGAGUUGCCUCAGCUGACCUUGUCUGUACCUGUGGCUCCAGAUGUCUCUCCACGGCUUGCUCUAGAGUCUGAGGAAUUGCUAGUUAAACGUUCAGGAAACUAUGAAAGUAAGCGUCAGAGAAAACCAACUAAGAAACUUCUUGAAUCCAAUGAUUUAGACCCUGGAUUUAUGCCCAAGAAGGGCGAUCUGGGCCUUUCUAAAAAGUGUUAUGAAACUGGUUACAUGGAAAAUGACAUCACGGAAUCAUGUGCUUCAACUCACACUAAAGAGUUUGGUGAAGGUACAACAAAGAUAUUUGAUAAACCAAGAAAGAGAAGACGUCCGAGACUUAUUACAGCGAAGAUACAAUGUAAAAAAUUGAAAAAUGACAACCUAUCAAAGGAACCUAUAAGCUCAGAGGGAGAAAUGAUGUCACACAGGACCACAGCGAGCCCCAAGGAAGCUGUUGAAGAGGGCACGGAGCAUGACCAUGGGAUGCCUGUGGCUAAAAGAAUGCAGGGUGAACGAGGUGGAGGAGCUGCACUCAAGGAGAAUGUUUGUCAGAACUGUGAGAAACUGGGUGAACUCCUGUUAUGUGAAGCUCAGUGCUGUGGGGCUUUCCACCUAGAGUGCCUUGGGUUAACAGAGAUGCCAAGAGGGAAAUUUAUCUGCAAUGAAUGUCGCACAGGGAUCCAUACCUGUUUUGUAUGUAAACAGAGUGGGGAAGAUGUUAAAAGGUGCCUUUUACCCCUGUGUGGAAAAUUUUAUCAUGAGGAGUGUGUUCAAAAGUACCCACCCACUGUCAUGCAGAACAAAGGCUUUCGGUGCUCUCUACACAUCUGUAUAACCUGUCAUGCUGCUAAUCCAGCCAAUGUUUCUGCAUCUAAAGGUCGCCUGAUGCGCUGUGUUCGCUGUCCUGUGGCAUACCAUGCUAACGACUUUUGCCUGGCUGCAGGGUCAAAGAUACUUGCAUCUAAUAGUAUCAUCUGCCCUAAUCACUUUACCCCUAGACGUGGUUGUCGAAAUCAUGAGCACGUUAAUGUCAGCUGGUGCUUUGUAUGCUCAGAAGGUGGUAGCCUUUUGUGCUGUGACUCUUGCCCUGCUGCUUUUCAUCGUGAAUGCUUGAAUAUUGACAUCCCUGAAGGAAAUUGGUACUGCAAUGACUGUAAGGCAGGGAAAAAGCCACAUUAUAGAGAGAUUGUCUGGGUAAAAGUUGGACGUUAUAGAUGGUGGCCAGCUGAGAUCUGCCAUCCACGGGCUGUACCUUCCAACAUUGAUAAGAUGAGGCAUGAUGUGGGCGAGUUUCCUGUACUUUUCUUUGGGUCUAAUGACUAUCUGUGGACCCACCAGGCCAGAGUUUUCCCAUACAUGGAAGGCGAUGUUAGCAGCAAGGAUAAGAUGGGCAAAGGAGUGGAUGGAACAUAUAAAAAAGCUCUUCAGGAAGCUGCAGCAAGAUUUGAGGAGCUAAAAGCCCAAAAGGAGCUAAGGCAGCUGCAGGAAGACCGCAAAAAUGACAAGAAGCCACCUCCUUACAAACACAUAAAGGUAAACCGUCCUAUUGGCAGAGUCCAGAUCUUCACUGCAGACUUGUCUGAAAUUCCUCGAUGCAACUGUAAAGCUACUGAUGAAAACCCCUGUGGUAUAGACUCUGAGUGCAUCAACCGCAUGCUGCUUUAUGAAUGCCAUCCUACAGUGUGUCCUGCUGGGGGCCGCUGCCAAAACCAGUGCUUCUCCAAACGCCAGUAUCCAGAGGUUGAAAUUUUCCGCACAUUGCAGAGAGGCUGGGGACUUCGGACAAAAACAGAUAUUAAAAAGGGUGAAUUUGUCAAUGAGUACGUGGGUGAGCUAAUAGACGAAGAAGAGUGCAGAGCUAGAAUUCGUUAUGCUCAAGAACAUGAUAUCACUAAUUUCUAUAUGCUUACCCUAGACAAAGACCGGAUCAUAGAUGCUGGUCCCAAAGGAAACUAUGCUCGGUUCAUGAAUCAUUGCUGCCAGCCCAACUGUGAAACACAGAAGUGGUCUGUGAAUGGAGAUACUCGGGUUGGCCUUUUUGCUUUGAGUGAUAUCAAAGCAGGCACAGAACUUACCUUCAACUACAACCUGGAAUGUCUUGGGAAUGGAAAGACCGUUUGCAAAUGUGGAGCCCCAAACUGCAGUGGCUUCCUCGGGGUGAGACCAAAGAAUCAGCCCAUUGCCACAGAGGAGAAGUCAAAGAAAUUCAAGAAGAAGCAACAGGGGAAACGCAGGACCCAGGGUGAAGUCACAAAGGAGAGAGAAGAUGAGUGCUUCAGUUGUGGGGAUGCUGGGCAGCUUGUCUCUUGCAAGAAACCAGGCUGCCCAAAAGUCUAUCAUGCAGACUGUCUCAAUCUAACCAAGCGCCCAGCAGGGAAAUGGGAGUGUCCUUGGCAUCAGUGUGACAUCUGUGGGAAGGAAGCAGCCUCCUUCUGUGAAAUGUGCCCCAGCUCCUUUUGCAAGCAACAUCGGGAAGGAAUGCUCUUUAUAUCCAAACUAGAUGGACGUCUGUCUUGUACUGAGCAUGAUCCCUGUGGGCCCAACCCCCUGGAACCUGGGGAGAUCCGUGAGUAUGUGCCUCCUCCAGUAUCGCUGCCUCCAGGCCCAGGCUCUCACCAGGCAGAGCAAUCAUCAGGAACGGCUGCUCAGGGUCCCAAGAUGUCUGAAAAGCCACCUGCAGACACCAACCAGACAUUGUCACUAUCCAAAAAAGCUGUAGCAGGAACUUGUCAGAAGCAGUCACCGCCUGAAAAACCUCUUGAGAGAACUGACUCUAGGCCUCAGCCUUUAGAUCGCGUCAGGAACCUUCCUGGGCCAGGGACCAAACCCCAAUCCUUGGAGUCCUGUCAGAAGCCAGUGGAUAAGCCUCCUGAAAUAGCGGGACCAAGACCCCCCCUCUGUGACAAAUCCUCUCCAGUGACCAGCCCAAGUUCAUCACCUUCAGUCAGGUCUCAACAACUGGAAAGACCUCUGGGGACGGCUAGCUCAAGGCUGGAUAAAUCCAUAGGUGCUGCCAGCCCAAGACCUCAACCAUUGGAGAAAGCCCCAGUCUCCACUAGCUCGAGACUCCCAACACCAGACAGACUUCUAAUCACCAGUGGUCCUAAGCCCCAGACUUUAGACAGGCUCCCUGACAAAUCCCAUACCUCGUUGUCCCAGAGACUCCCACCUCCCGAGAAAGUGCUGUCAGCUGUGGUCCAGACCCUGGUAGCUAAAGAAAAAGCACUGAGGCCUGUGGACCAGAACACUCAGUCGAAAAAUAGAGCUGCUUUGGUUAUGGAUCUCAUAGACUUAACUCCUCGUCAAAAGGAGCGGGCACCUUCUCCCAAUGAAGGCACACCACAGGCUGAUGAGAAGAUGCCAGUGUUGGAGUCUAGCUCAUGGCAUGCCAGCAGAGGUCUGGGGCAGAUGCCUCGAACUGGUGACAGAGGUAGUGUGUCAGACCCUGUCCUUACACCACCUGGGAAAGCAACAACCCCUUCAAAGCAUCCCUGGCAAGCUGUUAAAUCACUUUCCCAAGCCAGACAUCUUUCUCAACCCCCUGCAAAGGCUUUUUUAUAUGAGCCAGCAGUUCAGGCCUCAUCAAGAGCACCUGCAGAGCCUGAGCAGACCCCAGGGCUUGCCAGCCAAGCCCCAGGCCUUGUGAAACAGAUAGCUGGAGUUCAGCAACUACCCGGACUUGCUGCCAAAGGGACAACACUGAGUGGGCAGUCCUUCAGACCUCUUGGGAAUGCCCCAACCUCACUCCCUUCUGAGGAGAAGAAGUUGGCCAUGACAGAGCAGAGUCCCUGGGCCCUGGGAAAGUCCUCCCUGGGGCCAGGGCUCUGGCCCAUAAUGACUGGACAGACAUUGUCAUCAUCAUGCUGGUCCUCUGGCAACACACAAACACUGGCACAGACUUGCUGGUCUCUUGGAAGAGGGCAAGACCCUAAACCAGAGCAAAAUACAGUGCCAGCUCUUAAUCAGGCUCCUUCCAAUCACAAAUGUUCAGAGUCAGAACAGAAAUAAUACUAGAAUUAUCACACAGCCAAACUACCCCCAGGGUAUUUGGGGAGGGAAAAUCUUUUCUUUUCCCCUGUGAAAACCUGAUAUACAGCAACACUUUUCCACUGUUAUUCCUUUCUUGUAUCUCAACACUCAGAAACUCUUGAGACAUUAGUCAGCAGGGGCUUAAUGGUUAUAUAAACCAUGUACGGAAAUCCAAGUGGGCCCCAUUCACAGGGACAGACAGAUUUGGGUCUCUUUCCCACAAUCUUAACAUAUGGUAAACUUGAAAUAAAGUCCACUCUGGA
This is a messenger RNA of Elephantulus edwardii (Cape elephant shrew), 8390 nucleotides long. RefSeq names its product nuclear receptor binding SET domain protein 1 (gene NSD1). Gene Ontology annotation, cellular component: chromatin; nucleus. Gene Ontology annotation, molecular function: histone H3K36 methyltransferase activity; protein binding. The coding region runs from base 1 to 8106 and encodes 2701 amino acids. The transcript has 22 exons. The record is from RefSeq and is a predicted model, not a curated record. Gene Ontology annotation, biological process: regulation of DNA-templated transcription. NCBI's taxonomy places the organism in Eukaryota, Metazoa, Chordata, Mammalia, Macroscelidea, Macroscelididae.